AUGGCCCAGGUUUCUUCUGACAUGGACGAUGAGCCUCUUCCGGAUGAGCCAGCAGACGCAGACGCCUCUCUUAGGUCCCUGCUGUGUGACCGUGCCGCCAUUCGGGACUCCUUCUUGAGGGCGCUGGUGGAGGAGUACGCGUUUCAGGCUUUGUCGGAAGGGCUCUCGGUGAGAAGGCCGCGUUACACGGGUGGCGUCUCGGACGCACACGAAGGUAAUGAUUUGCUUUCUCUGACGUUUCCCAGGAAACUCUGGCGAAUCGUUGAAAGCGACCGAUUUAAAUCCAUUUGGUGGGAUGCCAGUGGAAGUUCGAUCGUGAUUAACGAGGACCUCUUCAAGAAAGAAGUGUUGGAAAGGAAGCCCCCCUUGAACAUAUUUGAGACGCAGAGCAUGAGAAGUUUCGUCCGGCAGCUGAAUCUCUAUGGGUUCAGCAAAAUGGGCAAGGACUUUCAACGGUCCGCUUCCCUGGCUGACUUCCUGGCGGAAGAAAAAGAGGCCGCAGCGUUAAACAAGCUACAGUUCUACCGCAAUCCUUAUUUUAAACGAGGCUGCCCCCAACUGUUGAUGAGAAUGAAGAGACGAGUGGGCACGAAAACUGCUUCUCCAACCCCGGCUUCCUUAGUUCAAGAUUGCAACAAGCAGCCCUCUGGCUCCGGGAUGGAUGCAGAGAGCCGGAAGGAUGCUAAGAACCAGAAGGAUGCGGAUAACCAGAGGGAUGCAGAGAACCAAGCUGAAAGCAGAAGAGACACUUUGGCUUCAACUUCUACAGACGUUCAUGCGUCUCACAGCAAGGAGCCUUCGACUAGCACGGCCAUUGGGAACACCGUUGCCCCCAUCGGAAGUCGUUUCUCUCUCCCAUCCUUAACUUUGCUCAGCUUAUCUGGACCACAUGCCAUUUUGAAUCAGCAGACCCCUCCUUAUGUGCGCUCCCCUGGCAGCCACACGCAGGCAAACGGCCACAUUGUCAAUCUUGUUACAACACCAACUUCUCCUCCUCAAUACAUCUCUCCCCCACACAGCUCUUCUUUCGGACCGAUGGCAGAACCUUCUACUUGCCCAAACGCCGGGCUCCCUGAUUAUUCCACCAAUGAGGCUCCUCCUCCACCCAAGCUCUUAGUACCCGGAAAGAAAUGGAUUCUAGUCCCGGUGAAGGCGGAUACAGCUGCCAGCUUUCCACCCUGGUUAACUCAAGAACACUCUUCAAUUCAACACCCACAUUGCGAUUGA
Molecule: messenger RNA, 1227 nt
Organism: Echinops telfairi (small Madagascar hedgehog)
Lineage: Eukaryota; Metazoa; Chordata; Mammalia; Afrosoricida; Tenrecidae
Product: heat shock transcription factor, Y-linked-like
Exons: 1
Coding region: 1-1227 (408 amino acids)
Biological process (GO): regulation of DNA-templated transcription
Molecular function (GO): DNA-binding transcription factor activity; sequence-specific DNA binding
Source: RefSeq, a predicted model, not a curated record